AUGUAUCUUAUAAGCGGACGAGGCAAAUCAGCUUCAAGGAAAAAGAGCAGGACACCACCCGACGCGCAGCGGCAAGCCCGAAUCGACAGCGAAGAGCCAAGUCCACCCAUCGGCAAUAUCGGGCUAGACAGCCUGGACAUCACUGCAGACUAUGAUGACAAUGCUAUUGACGACCACAUCAACGACCCUGAGCUUCUGGGUGAGCUAGAAGCCCUGCGCGCAGAAAUGGGGCUGGGUGCUGUUUCGCCAAAACGGCCAAAGCAAAAGCAUAUUGCGGCCGAGGCGGAUUCCCUCGUGGAGCAGCCCAUGCACAUUGCCGGGUUUGACGACGACGACCGAGCGCUGGACAGCGUCGAUGUGACGGAAGACGAUAUGAACGACCCGACGCUGCUGGCCGAACUGUCGAGAGUUUCCGAAAGCCCCCAUGCCCAAACACAAGCAGCAAAAGCAAAAUCCAGGGCAGCAGAAGCGACAGAAGCGACAGAAGCGGCGGCGGCAUUCGCGCUGCCAACGCCCGGGGCUGGCCAGAGUGAUGCAGUGGCUGUUUGUCUGGCUGAGCGCCAGGCGCAGCUCAAGACCGCUGCGCUGGUGGCUAAGCGCGCCGGGAAUAUGGACGGUGCGCGGGAGAUGCUCGUACAGAUGAAGGAUGUGCAGUCGGCGCUGGCGCUUCUGCAGAGUGGGCAGCCGCUGCCGCCAGGAUUCACUGUUCCGCCAGCGCCUCUGCCGUCUGCUGCGCCCGCAGAGCCGGCCGAAGCCGAAGCCGAAGCCAAAGCACAAGCACAAACAGCAGCCAAACCACAGCCAGCAGCCAAACCACAGCCGGCAGCCAAACCGCAGCCAAUAACUAAACCACAGCCAGCAGCCAAAGCGCUGUCAGUAACUAAGCCCCAGCAGAAAAAGCUUCAGGCAGCGCCAAUCCCGGCUCCUCGCGAGGCCCUCGACGACCAUGUCGGCCACAGACUGGCACUGGAGGAAAUAGCGACGUCGUUUGCGGCCAUGAAAAAUAAGCUCGCGUCGCAGGCGGCAGAUGCCACGCGGUUGGCGGCGUACUUCCUCAAGGCCGGCGACAAGCCCACAGCGCUCGAGUUCCAUCGGCUGAAGAAGCGUGCAGUCGCUGACCUGGCGACAGCCGCGUCCUACGAGGCUAACGGCCGCACGCUGCCGCCGCCAUUCCUCCACCGCGAGGUGCGAUGGAUGGCGCCGAGCGAGCAGCCGCGGGACAUCUCGGCGAGCGAGCUGCAAAUAAGCAUUCGACGUGUGGUUUCGGACGGCGACCUCAAGGCGACGCUGCAGGGCGAGUCGGGCUUUUACCUCCAAUGGGAGCUUGGCUGGCCCAAGGACGCCGGCGGCCAGAAGGCAUAUACGCGCACGGUACGGUACAGGGAGUUUGAGGAGAGCCGAGGUGAGUUGGAGCUGGGCUAUGUGCGCAAUGUGGAGUUUGUCAAUCGCCAGGCUGUGCGGCCGCUGGUGAGGUGGGUGGAGCGCGGCCGCCUGAUCGUCGACCUGUACAAGUACAUGGGCCUGCUGUGGGGCUCGCAGCUGGUCGGCAGGGCGACGCUGCCGCUGGCCGAGCUGCGCGAAAAGGCGGAGGUCGCUGCCUUGGUCGAGAUUAAGGCGGCAACGGCAGCGGCAACGGCGUCGGAAGCAGCCAGCAGGAUGGCAAAGCCCUUGGUUGGCGGCCCUGUCUUUGUGGACGUGUCUGUGCGCCUCCGCCUGCCGCUGAACAACACGCCCGAGCCUAUCAAGUACAUUGAGCGCUGGAUAUAUAUUGACAAUCAGGAGCAGCCUCCUCAUGCAGUUAUUGACACUGUGCCAGAGCGUGCUGCUGUCUCCUCUGCCGACAACCAGCUGCCGCUGUCGCCUCCAGAGGCGCCCGGCCCAGCUCCAGAACCGGUUCCUGCAUUGGCCGAGCACAAAGAGGCAGUCGCAGAUCCCGGCACGCCCUUGCUGCUGCUGCCGGCCGACGACAUAUCCGCGCAUCUCGACUCAAUGGACACAACGCUCUCGAACGCAGUGCUCGAGCUCGAGCUGCUGCAGAUUCCUGCACGCAUACGGGAAGAGACCCGGGACAAGGAGGCGGUAGCGCAGCUGCGUGAUCUCGAAGAGGCAAUUAAGCUGCGCAUGAGCGUGGUCGCCGCGCAGGUCGGCGCUGGCACGCUGACCAUCCAAGAUUACAUGGUCGGUGUGGAGGCCGAAAUGGCGCAGACGAAGGAGUGGGCGUUAGCGGCGAAGAAACAGGGCAGAAAGGAUCUGGCUUUGCGCGCGCUCAAGCGCGUCAAGGCCAUGCAGAACGAGCUCAAUGAGAUGAAGGCCGCCAUGGAAAACGAGUGA
Kickxella alabastrina is the source of this 2331-nucleotide messenger RNA. RefSeq lists its product as uncharacterized. Gene Ontology annotation, cellular component: nucleus. The record is from RefSeq and is a predicted model, not a curated record. The transcript has a single exon. Gene Ontology annotation, molecular function: RNA polymerase II cis-regulatory region sequence-specific DNA binding; DNA-binding transcription repressor activity, RNA polymerase II-specific. Lineage: Eukaryota; Fungi; Kickxellomycota; Kickxellomycetes; Kickxellales; Kickxellaceae. Gene Ontology annotation, biological process: regulation of transcription by RNA polymerase II. The coding region runs from base 1 to 2331 and encodes 776 amino acids.